Molecule: messenger RNA, 3261 nt
Organism: Colletotrichum higginsianum IMI 349063
Lineage: Eukaryota; Fungi; Ascomycota; Sordariomycetes; Glomerellales; Glomerellaceae
Product: Glycosyl hydrolase family 2
Exons: 3
Coding region: 1-3261 (1086 amino acids)
Biological process (GO): lactose catabolic process
Cellular component (GO): beta-galactosidase complex
Molecular function (GO): beta-galactosidase activity; carbohydrate binding
Source: RefSeq, a predicted model, not a curated record
AUGUCCGACAUCUCCGAUCAAAUCUCGGAUGACUACGUCAACAUCUCAUCCGAGACCGACCUCCAUCUGAGCGUCUACAUGGAAAAGCUGGGCCGCCAUCGCCGUCUGGAUAGCUCGUCAAGUGACGCCUCAUCCAGCGAGAGCCUAUCACUCACCGCCGCCCGCGACGCUCCCACGCACACCUUUCCCAAGAACCUGCCGGACUGGAGCAACCUCAAGGUGAUCCAUCGUGGCACCCUGCCGCCACGGAGCUACUUCUUCCUGUACAACAAUGAAGAGGACGCCCUGACCAGGGACACCUCCAAGUCCAAGUCCAAGCUGCUGUCCGGGAAGUGGAAGUUCCACCUGACCACAUCACCCUUCCAUGAGCCCCGCGACUUUUACAAGACCGACUUUGACACGUCUGAAUGGGACGACAUCGUCGUCCCCGGCAUGUGGCAGUGCCAGGGAUACGGCAAGGGCCCGCAGUACACCAAUCUCAACUUCCCCUGGCCCGUCGACGCUCCCAACAUCCCCUACGAUGAUAACGAGUGCGGCCGACACGUGACGACGUUCCAGGUUGGGGACGACUUUGCCGACCACCAGCUGAGGCUCCGCUUCGAGGGUGUUGAUUCCGCCUUCACCGUCUGGGUCAACGGCAAGGAGGUCGGCUACUCCCAGGGCGCCCGCAACCCUAGCGAGUUCGACGUCACGGACCUCGUCAAAAUCGGCGAGGACAACGUGCUCGCCGUCGAGGUCUACCAGAGGUGCGACGGCACCUACCUCGAGGACCAGGACCAGUGGUGGCUCAGCGGCAUCUUCAGGGACGUCUACCUGCACGCCUUUCCCAAGUUCCACCCUGUCGACUACCACGUUCACACUCUCCUCGAUGAUGACUACAAGGACGCCACCCUCCGGGUCGACAUCGAGCUGGAGCGCGGCGCCUACGUCGACAUGAAGCUCCUCGACGCCGACGGCGAGCUUGUCGCUAAGGACAUGCAGAUCUUUGACCGCCACAACAGCUUCAACAUCCGCGUCAAGAACCCGCACAAGUGGACCGCCGAGACUCCCUACCUGUACACCCUCGUGCUCAACUUCAAAAACUGCAGCCUGGUCCAGCGCGUCGGCUUUCGUCGCACCGAACUCAUCAAGGGCGUCUUCUGCAUCAAUGGCGACCCAGUCAAGUUCCGCGGCGUCAACCGCCACGAGCAUAACCCAGACUCGGGCCGCGCCGUGCCCUAUGAGUUCCUCAAGCACGACUUGCUGCUGAUGAAGCAUUUCAACGUCAACGGCAUUCGCACCUCCCAUUACAUCAACGACCCGCGCUUGUACGACCUCGCUGACGAGCUCGGCAUCUGGAUCCUCAACGAGGCCGAUCUCGAGUGCCACGGCUUCGGCGUCCUCGGCAACAACGCCGGCGACUGGGCCUCCAACAACCCGGACUGGCGCGAGGCCUACGAGGACCGCGCGCGGCAGAUGGUCCAGCGUGACAAGAACCACGCCUCCGUCAUCCUGUGGUCCCUCGGUAACGAGUCCUUCUACGGCUCCAACCACCAGCACAUGUACGACGUCAUCAAGAGCAUCGACAAGUCCCGCCUCGUCCACUACGAGGGCGACGGCGGCGCCCGCACUGCCGAUAUCUACAGCCGCAUGUACGCCUCCGCCAACGACAUCGUCAACCAGGCCUCCGAGAGGGACUGGAGCAAGCCGCUCGUGCUGUGCGAGUACAUCCACGCCAUGGGCAACGGGCCUGGCGGCAUCAAGGAGUACAUCGAUGCUUUCUACAAGUACCCGCGUCUCAUGGGAGGGUUCGUGUGGGAGUGGGCCAACCAUGGCCUUCGCACCAAGAACGAAGAGGGGGAGGAGUACAUGGCCUACGGCGGCGACUUUGGCGACGUGCCCAACGACUACAACUUCGUCUUUGACGGCCUCUGCUUCGCCGAGCACACCCCGACGCCCGGCUUGGUUGAGUACGGCAAGGCCAUCGAACCGGUGCAGACGCUCGACAUCAAGGACAACGAGGUCACCAUCAUUAACCGUUACGACUUUAUCUCUCUCGACCACCUCACCGCUACCUGGCACAUUGUCGCUGACGGCAUGGUCAUCGGCGGCGACCAAGAAGUCGACAUCCCCAAGGGCAUCAAGCCGCACACCGAAGCCCGCCUCAAGAUCAAGGGCCUGCCCAAGAACCUCACCGCCGAGGCCUAUCUGCACAUCGACUUCGCCCUCGCUCACGACACGAACUGGGCCAAGGCCGGCCACCGCGUCGCCUUUGGCCAGCUCCCGCUCUCCAAACCCCCAUCCAUGGCCGCCAUCCUCUCCUCCCUCUCCAACCCCUUCGUCGACCCCGUCCCGCACGUCACGCAAGCCUCGCCCUCGCUCCUCGCCAUCACCUCCUCCACGGGCCAGUCGACCUGGUCCCUCCACCUCCAGCUCGGCACAAUCACGUCGUGGCGCAAGGCCGCUCGCCCGCACCUCGAGCUCCUGACCGAGCCCCCGUACAUGGACUUCUACCGCGCCCUCACCGACAACGACCGCGGCGGCCGCUUCGGCCAGAACUGGCAGGACCGCCGCCUCCACCAGACGCGCCACUCGGUCAAGCGCGUCGCUUGGCGCAAGGAGAAGCGCGGCCUCGUCGUCGACGUCCACUCGCGCAUCGCCCCGCCCGUCCUCGCCUGGGCCGUCGACACCUGGACCACCUUCACCUUCCACGGCGAAGCCGUCUACAUCAAGGUCAAGGGCAAGCCCAACGGGCCCCUGCUGCCGGACACCUUCGCCCGCGUCGGGCUAACGUUUGGCCUCAGCGGGGUCGAGGAGGUCGCCUGGUGGGGCCGCGGGCCCGGCGAGAGCUACCGCGACAAGAAGAUGAGCCAGGCCUUUGGCAACUGGGAGCAGACCGUCGACGACCUCUUUGUCGACUACGAGUUCCCUCAGGACGGGGGCAACAGGACCGACGUCCGAUGGGUCGAGUUCCGCGGCCGGCUGCCCGAGGGUGACGAUGACAACGACGGCAAAGACAACGAGGAAAAGCCCGUCGAGCGCCUCAUCCGCGCCCGCUUCGGCGACCUCGAAGGAGCGUCCUUCUCGGCCAUGCAUUACACGACAACCGACCUCGACGAGUGCACGCACCCGUACGAGCUGCACAAGCGCAAGCGGGAGGACACGGUCGUCAGGCUCGAUUGGGCGCACCACGGGCUGGGGACCGGGUCAUGCGGGCCGGCCACACUGCCGCAGUAUGAGCUGCGGUCGAGAGACUUUGAAUUCGAGCUUGUUCUGGACUAA